GUCCUGCAAAACAGCUCAGGUGUAAGAAAUGGCUAUGAUAUGCAGCCCAAGACCUUUUUCACACUUAGGAGUUACAGCAAGGCUUCCUGAAAUCCAACAUCCUCUCUCUAGGCUUGGUGACCCUGAAACAAUUUCUGUCAGGGGUGUCUCAAGAGAUGGACACAGAGAUGCCAGACUUGGAAAGGUCACCGCUGGGAUGCUACCAGACCAUAGAAGUAAAAGUGCCUUGCAUAUCAAGAUUUCUCCCAGGAGAGACAGUAAAGGACCUACAUUGAAGGAUGUCCUCAAAAUGCAUGGAGUAGAACGGUUAGACAGCUGGAAGAAGCUGGACCAGUGGGUAAAUUUAGAUAAAAGACAAUGGAAUGAAGGAAGAACUGCGAAUGAAGAUGAAAUCCAUAUUUCUUCACGUCCUGGAACACAAGUCAAUCUACAAACUGAUGAGCUGAUAUAUCUGAUUCAAGAAAAAAUAACAUCAGGAGGAUUUUACACUUUAAAACAACUUUUCCAAGCCAAUGACCCAACUGGCAGAGGUCAUGUUACAAGAGAUGUUCUAAAGAUUAUACUAACUAAGUUUCUGGGAAAAUUCAUUACAGAGAAGCAGUUUUGCCUCCUUUUAUCUAGAUUACUUCUUAAGGAUAAGGCCAUCAUAACAUUUGAAAAAUUUCACCUGUGCUUCAGAGCAGACGAUGUUAAAGGGUACCCAUUAUGGAUGGAUCCAGUCCGAAGACAACAGGCACCUGAAAAGAAAACAGCCGUACAAGUACAUUUGUACCUGAAGGAGAUUGUCAGGGACAGGCCUCUGGAAUUCAUGAGUUUUCUGCCAGAAGAUGAUUACAGCAGAAUAUCUCACCCGGAAUUUCUUCACAUUCUGUACCAAAUGGGAAUAAUUAUGGAAGAGCAAGAAUCUGAAAAACUCUGGAAAAGGUAUGACAAGGGUGGCGUUGGAACUGUUAAAACUGAAACACUGCUGAAGACCCUGGGUUACAAAUAUUGCAGUGAAAAUGAGGAACAAAGAAAAUCUCUGUUGACUGCUCUCAGCAAAGUGUCCAACAGUCACCCAGAAAAUCAAAUAAGGACUCCAAGAAGAGGUUUGUCAAGCACUGAGACAGAAAGAAAACUUAUCUUAAACAUUGAGAGAUGGCUAAAAGAAAAGCUGAAAGAAGGUUUCAAGGACAUACUGGCAGAAUUUCUACAUUAUGAUCAAGAAAGAACAGGAAAGGUAACCAAAGAAGAAUUCUUAAAAGUCCUGCAAAAAUUCCACCUUCAUAUGAAAGAAGAUCACCUUAACCUUUUCUUAGCUCGAUGUGGUCUUCGUGAACCUUCAGAAAAUGUGACCUACACAGACUUCUUACAGAUGUUUCAGGACAGAAGUGACAAAGGCAUCCUGCAGAAGGUUAUUUCUGAUAGUAAUCAUAGGUUUCAUAAGACAAAGAAUAAGGGUCCUAAAUCCACCAUCAGCGCUUUAGAAUCAGGACUGCUGAAUCUUCUUCACUCGGAUUUUAUAGGUCUUCUUCAUGCAUUUCAGGCAGUUGACACAAAGAAAAUGGAUGCAAUUAGUCCAAAAGAUUUCCGAAACGUAAUUGAAAAAAGAUGUCUAAAGAUGACAGAUGAAGAAUUUGAAUGUUUGUUACAAAGGCUACCAAUUGACAAUUUAGGGAACAUAAAAUACUUGGACUUCAUGGCUGGAUUUGAAAGCAUGUAA
Molecule: messenger RNA, 1702 nt
Organism: Protopterus annectens (West African lungfish)
Lineage: Eukaryota; Metazoa; Chordata; Ceratodontiformes; Protopteridae
Product: EF-hand calcium-binding domain-containing protein 6-like
Exons: 12
Coding region: 29-1702 (557 amino acids)
Molecular function (GO): calcium ion binding
Source: RefSeq, a predicted model, not a curated record